Messenger RNA from Anguilla anguilla (European eel), 4159 nucleotides. It is a transcript of the gene ipo11, whose product is annotated as importin 11. Gene Ontology annotation, biological process: protein import into nucleus. The coding region runs from base 123 to 3050 and encodes 975 amino acids. The transcript has 30 exons. Gene Ontology annotation, cellular component: nuclear envelope; cytosol. The record is from RefSeq and is a predicted model, not a curated record. Lineage: Eukaryota; Metazoa; Chordata; Actinopteri; Anguilliformes; Anguillidae. Gene Ontology annotation, molecular function: small GTPase binding.
CGCGCGCCACAUACGGUGUGGAUGGCGCCAUCCUAACAGCGUGUGUUUUGACUUGGUAGCUAGAGCUGAGACCAGCAUAGUUUUGAUUUUCCGGAACAUAUUCAUUUUACAAGAAGUCAGUAAUGGACAUCCACAGUGCCAGCACGGUGGUGCUGCAGACUCUCACUCAGGCCACCAGCCAGGACACGGCUGUGCUGAAGCCGGCCGAGGAGCAGCUCCGGCAGUGGGAGACGCAGCCCGGAUUCUACUCCGUACUGCUGAGCAUCUUUAAUAACCACAUGCUGGACGUGAACGUGCGCUGGCUCGCUGUGCUCUACUUCAAAAACGGCAUCGACCGCUACUGGAGACGAGUAGCACCACACGCGCUGUCUGAAGAGGAGAAGACGUCACUGCGGGCCGGUCUCAUCACCAACUUCAAUGAGCCCGUCAACCAGAUCGCCACGCAGAUCGCGGUGCUGAUCGCCAAGGUGGCGCGGCUGGACUGCCCGCGGCAGUGGCCCGAGCUCAUCCCCAUCCUGCUGGAGUCGGUCAAGGUGCAGGACGGCCUGCAGCAGCACCGCGCCCUCCUCACCUUCUACCACGUCACCAAGACCCUGUCCUCCAAGCGCCUGGCCGCCGACCGCAGGCUCUUCCAGGACUUGGCGGCGGGGAUCUACAGCUUCGCCUGCUCGCUGUGGAACCACCACACGGACUCCUUCCUGCGGGAGGUCUGCGCCCGGGACGAGGCCGCCGCCCUCAGCUCGCUGGAGAGGACCCUGCUGUCCCUGAAAGUGCUGCGGAAACUGACGGUGCACGGGUUUAGCGAGCCGCUCCAGAACAUGGAGGUCAUGGGGUUCCUGAACGCGGUGUUUGAGAGACUUCGGCAGUUCCUGGAUUGCUGUCGACAGGUGGGCCCUGGAAGUACUUGUAGGGAGAAGCUGGAGAAGACCAUCAUCCUCUACACAAAAGUCCUGCUGGACUUCCUGGAGCACCACCCCUUCCCUUUCAUCCCGCUCAUCCAGAGGUCGCUGGAGUUUGCCGUCAGCUACGUGUUCACGGAGGCGGGCGAGGGCGUGGUCUUCGAGAGGUUCAUCGUGCAGUGCAUGAACCUCAUCAAGAUGAUCGUCAAGAACGACUCCUACAAGCCCGCCAAGAACAUCGAGGACAGCAAGCCGGAGAGCCUGGAGGCGCACAAGAUAAAGACGGCCUUCUUCACGCACCCCACCCUGACGGAGAUCGGCCGGCGCCUGGUGUCCCACUACUUCCUGCUCACCGAGGAAGAGCUGACCAUGUGGGAGGAAGACCCCGAAAGUUUCGCUGUGGAGGAAACAGGAGGUGACUCCUGGAAGUACAGUAUACGGCCGUGCACUGAAGUCUUGUUCCUGGACAUUUUCCACAACUACAGUCAGACACUGACUCCUGUUCUGCUGGAGAUGGUGCAGAACCUGCAAGGACCUACAAGCGUGGAAGAGCCUGUGAAUCUGCUGAUCAAGGAUGCAGUGUACAACGCGGUCGGCCUUGCUGCCUACGAGCUCUUUGACAACGUGGACUUUGAUCUGUGGUUUAAGAACCAGCUGCUGGGAGAACUUCAGGUCCAUCACCACAGGUAUAAGCUGAUCCGGAGGAGGGUGAUCUGGCUCAUCGGUCAGUGGAUCUCAGUGAAGUUCAAAUCGGACAUGAGGCCCCUGCUGUACGAGGCCAUCCUGGGCCUGAUGCAGGACCCGGACCUGGUGGUUCGGAUUGAGACUGCCACCACUCUGAAGCUGACUGUCGACGACUUCGAGUUCAGGACCGAGCAGUUCCUACCGUACCUGGAGUCCAUCUUCGGCCUGCUCUUCCAGCUGCUGCAGCAGGUGACCGAAUGCGACACCAAGAUGCAGGUGCUGCACGUCAUCUCCUGCGUCAUCGAGAGGGUCAGCGUCCAGAUUCGGCCCUACGUGGGCUGCUUGGUGCAGUACCUCCCCCUCCUGUGGAAGCAGUCGGAGGAACACAACAUGCUACGCUGUGCCAUCCUCACCACCCUCAUACACCUCGUACAGGGCCUGGGGGCGGAGAGUAAGAACCUGUACCCGUUCCUGCUUCCUGUGAUCCAGCUCAGCACGGACGUGAUGCAGCCACCCCACGUGUACCUGCUGGAGGACGGCCUGGAGCUCUGGUUGGUGACUCUGGAAAAUAGCCCUUCCAUCACCCCAGAACUUCUCAGAAUCUUCCAGAACAUGUCCGCCCUUCUCGAACUGAGCUCUGAAAACCUCCGCACCUGCUUCCAGAUCAUCAACGCCUACACUUACCUGUCAGCCACCGAAUUCCUACAGAACUAUGCAGAGUCGCUGUGUCGCUCCUUCUGUGGCUUGCUGAAAGACAUCACUACAGAGGGUCAGGUCCAAGUGCUGAAGGUAGUUGAAAUAGCCAUAAAGGUGAGCCCCGUUUUGGGCUCCCACAUGUUCCAGCCCCUCCUGCCUGUGGUGCUGCGGGGGAUCGUGGACGGGGAGAGGUAUCCCGUGGUGAUGUCCACCUACCUGGGCGUGACGGGGCGGGUCCUGCUGCAGAACUCCGGAUUCUUCUUCUCCCUCCUCGCCCAGAUGGCUGCGGACCUGCAGCAGGAGGCAGACCAGCUCCUGGGCAGCCUGAUUGAGAUGUGGGUGGACCGCAUGGACAACAUCACCCAACCGGAGAGGAGGAAGCUGUCCUCCCUGGCGCUGCUGUCUCUGCUGCCCUCAGACAACAGCGUGAUCCAGGACAAGUUCUGCGGGAUCAUCAACAUCUGCGUGGAGUCGCUGCACGACGUGAUGUCGGAAGACCCGGAUUCCGGAACCUUCAAAGACUGCAUGCUCAUGUCCAGCACGGAGGAGCCAAAGCUGAGCGAUGACGAGGAGCCGCCCACAGAGCAGGACAAGAGGAAGAGGCUGCUGGCUCUGAUGGACCCCGUGCACAGCGUCUCUCUGCAGCAGUGUGUGUAUGAGAAGCUGAAGGCCCAGCAGCAGGUCCUGGGGGAGGCGGGGUUUCAGUCGCUCAUGGAGACGGUGGACUCCGAGAUCGUGCGGCAGCUCCAGGAGUUUCUGCAAGGCCUGUGAUCCGCCUACGCAUUACCCCCCCCCCCUCCCCCUCCUCCCCCCGCUCGCCCCAGGUAUCCCUACGGGGGGAGGUGGGGUGUGCGUGGUGGGGGGGCGGUGACCCAGGGGUGCCGUGCGAAGAAAGCGGGCCGUUGCCGUGGGACCCCGAAACGCUCUGAUCUUCUCCGCGGGCCUCUGGGUCCUGGUCUGAAGGAACUGCUCGCUGUUUACAGAUGUGUUUGCGACAAGGACUGUACCGACGACCACCUGAAGAAGAAACACGCGUGUAAUUUUUGUAUUUAUGUAAACUACGGAGGAUAUUUUGCAUGUUAGCGCUGCUUUCAUUUUGUUUCGUUUUUUAUUUUCCCCCCUUCCACACAGCCCCAGAUCAGGAAACAUUUCAAUUCCUUUGCUAUUUUUUCUGCCAUUUCAGUUUUUUUACCCUGUCAUCGUCAGACGAUAGAUGUCUUUCAUUUUUCUCCGAAAAGGAUACCUGUCCGCACCUCACCGCGUUCCCCUCACGCGUUUUACCUGUUACGCUUCAUCCGCACGCCUUUUUAAACGACAGGCACGUCUGAACACUAGAUAUAACCAAAAAAUAAUAAAAAAUCAAUAAAAUGCUCCACGACACUUUAACCAGGGUUGCCAGGGUGGGAGCCGGAUGCCAGGGCAAAGCGUAACCCCCCUGAUUAAGGGGAUUAGUUCAUAAGGAGGCCUAACCUGACCCAGGUCAUUCUGGGAUAUAGGAGUAGAGCGUGAUUUUGUUGCCAUAUCAAAGAUCACCAAUGCUGGUGGGAGGAGAAGGGUGUGAGUUUGCUGCCAUAUCAAAGAUCUUUGCUCCCUUGAUCUGUAGACACUGUGAUCGAGCUCAGUAGCCGAAGCGAUUGAAAUAAUAAUAACGAAAGGCCUUAGGCCAUCUCUAAGCCUUAACAGUCUUUGGAAUCUUUUUGAAACUUUUGUGUUUAAUUUUGAAUUUUCCCUGAUGGUGUACUGACUGAGGUAGGAUUGCCAAAGCAGAGAGCUGAAAACGGAAUGCUCUUCCCUCUCUGCGCUCCUGUUCGUAGCCAGCAGAAGGCCCUUGUAGUUUCUCAGUAAUUAAACAUCAAUAAAACAGUACAUGGCUGAAUGAC